UGCACUCAAACACGCAAAUCCAAAUGUAAUGUUAUUCUUUUAGUUUAUUUAUUUUUGCAUUUAUUUAAAAACAAGAAACCCGAUUGGCAAAUGAAGCAUCUGCUGGAAGAUCCCUUAGUCCUGGUCGACCUGCGGGCACUGCCGGAAAAGUCUGGUUUUGUGGAGAAUCGUCUGGAUCCUGAAAAGAAUCCUGACCAGAAUCCCGCUCCCGUUGAAGGAUUGCCAGAUUCUGGAGAUGACUUGUUGAAAGAGAAGGACACGCUCUGUCAGUUGGCCUGCAGCCUGCACAAGCUGUCCAAAGAUGACCACAUAGUUAUUGAUCGCAAGCGCAAUCAGGUUAUACGCACGGAUGCGGUGACCCAGCAGAUGACAAUUUACCGCUGCCCAGAUCCCACAGGUAUGGGCAUUUGUCCACCGAUUGCAAAAAAUAACCCGAAUCCAGCCUCAAAAGUCGGUAGACCCUUGAAACGAGUCAGUUCUGCUGUAACCACAGCUCGCAUGGCUAAAAAGCCGCAUGCGUUGGAACAGAAACCUGAUCCCGACACACAUCGCACUCGUUCUGGACGACAGGUGCGCAGCUGCAUGCCUCAGCCGGCUCCUGUUAUCAGUGGCCCAGCAGUUACCGAGCCCAGUUCCGCUCAGAUGCUGGAGAUGCUUGUGGCGGAUUUGAGGGACAAGGACUACCGUGCACCCAUGCCAGCCCCCAAGAGUAACAACAGCAGCCAGGAACCUGCGAUGACGACCACGCCCCGAGCAGUGCCAAAGAAUGCCGUUUGCCCGGGCUGUGGGAAGAUCUUCUUGGGCCGCCGACUGCAGCGGCACUUUGUUAAAUUCCCGGAGCACAUGCCACGUCCUGGCGAGCAGCCACCAGCUGCAGCAGCAGCAGGAACUCCCCCCACUUCCACACCUUCGCUUUUCGGCCUUCUGACCGCCCAACUGCAACGGCAUUCGCAUCUAAGCGAGGAUCAGCGCUCCGAUCUCUUCCUGAACGAACUGAACGACUUCGUCGAGCAGCUGCAACUGCGUAGCCAGCGUCUAAUAAGAAAUACAUCGGGAUUGCAUUUUGUAAAUUCCCGGAUUGCACGAGUUUUGGGUAUACCCGAGGGUCAAUAUGCCCUGGAUAUGUCCGCUAUGGAAUCGCAGCAUUCACCGAUACCAGAACCAGAAGGUGCUGCUUUAGUCGCCAACGGAGGCGGCGGAGGAGCGCGAAAUCUAGUAGUUUAUGCCGAAUUAAGCAUGUCGCUGGACGAUCCGCUUACGGACGAAGCUGCACAACGUCUAAACCUAUCGGCGGGUGGUCAACUUCAUCCGCCAUCGGAAGAAAGCCUGCUCAGAAAUGUCAGCGAUCUUAUGCAACCGCCAGUGGCAGCUGCCCCACCGACUGUAAAUCAUGGCUACGAUCAUGCCAGUGAUAACGCCGUAGAGGCCCUAACCAUGAAGGAAACGCCCAACACGGAGGCCAUACUUGAUCUCAACGUGGACUUUUUCCAAUUCAAUCCGAAUUAGGAUAUCACUUUUUUAAAUGAUUUUCUCAAAAUAACGAUGUCUAGGGUAUGCUGAUCUGAAUUUAUAAGUGAUAAAAGAGGUAUCGUAGGAUAAAGUGCUAGAAAACUAGAAAGAGAUUAUACGGUGGGUGCACCUUAAAAAUAUAUGUAAAUUAGAAUGAAAAUCCAUGAAAAUUUCAAUUAAAUUCCUUUUCCUAAAUUAACUAUGUUAAGGAAGGUAAAUAUUGUUAUGUAAAUAUAUAAAUAAUAGAUAUAAAAUUGUAUAUUUUUACUGAAGAUCAAUAUUCAAACUGUAUAAUUGAAAAAACUCAUUAAGUUUUUUUACCAAUGAAUUGUUUUAUAUGGACGUACCAUUAAUGAAAAUCCGAAUAUUUUAGAAUUAGUAUGUUAGUGUUAAUGGAUAUGUGGCCAGGAAGGUCAAUUGCUUUUUGGAAUUAUUUAUGAAGUAUAUAACUAGCUCACGAAAGAUGCCUAUUAAAUAAAUUUUACCACUUUUGGUUUUGAAAAUGAA
Messenger RNA from Drosophila eugracilis, 2016 nucleotides. RefSeq lists its product as uncharacterized. The coding region runs from base 91 to 1506 and encodes 471 amino acids. The transcript is spliced from 2 exons. NCBI's taxonomy places the organism in Eukaryota, Metazoa, Arthropoda, Insecta, Diptera, Drosophilidae. The record is from RefSeq and is a predicted model, not a curated record.